Messenger RNA from Manihot esculenta (cassava), 2690 nucleotides. RefSeq names its product G-type lectin S-receptor-like serine/threonine-protein kinase At4g27290. Bases 88 to 2571 code for a protein of 827 amino acids. NCBI's taxonomy places the organism in Eukaryota, Viridiplantae, Streptophyta, Magnoliopsida, Malpighiales, Euphorbiaceae. Gene Ontology annotation, biological process: protein phosphorylation; recognition of pollen. Gene Ontology annotation, molecular function: ATP binding; protein serine/threonine kinase activity. The record is from RefSeq and is a predicted model, not a curated record. The transcript has 6 exons.
UCGAGUUGACGCAGCCAUUAUACUUGGAUUAUUCUUGUUAGAUAUCAAAACCAUUUUGCCUGCAAAUUUAUUCUAUAGGCUGUAGCCAUGGGCGUUUACAACAAUCCAUGGUUCAUUGUUUAUGUUGUCUUGGUAUGCUUAUAUUUCCAGUUCCAGAUCUCUUCUGCUGUUGAUAAAAUCUCUGGAAACCAGUCUCUAUCAGGUGAUCGAACCAUUUCAUCUGAAGAAGGGAACUUUGUAUUGGGUUUCUUCAAGCCAGGUAACUCCUCAAACUACUACAUAGGAAUUUGGUACAACACAUUGUCUGAACUGACAGCUGUUUGGGUAGCAAAUAGAGAUAAACCAGUUUCUGAUAAAUACUCUUCCCAGCUAAGAAUAUCAGAUGGUAAUUUAGCUCUAUUUAAUGAAUCAAAUACUCUAAUAUGGUCAACGGAUUUGAAGCCUACGACUUCAAGCUCUUUGGAAGCUGUGCUUCUGGAUGACGGAAAUUUUGUUUUGAGAGAUGGGACGAAUUCAUCAGACCAACUCUGGCAGAGUUUUGAUCAUCCAACCGAUACAUUUCUCCCUGGUUGUAGGCUUGGAUUCAACAAAAUCACCAAAACAAGCACGCGUCUUAUUUCAUGGAAAAACAAAGAUGAUCCUGCACCAGGACUCUAUUCUAUUGAGGUGGACCCAAAUGGAACCAGUCAAUUUUACAUUUCGUGGAAUAGGUCUAAAAUUAUGUGGACUAGCGGUAAUUGGGACGGACAAAGAUUCAGCUUACUUCCUGAAAUGAGAUUGAAUUAUAUAUUUAACUAUACUUAUGUUGACAACGAAAAUGAGAGGUAUUUCGUCUAUUCUCUGUACAACAGUUCUAUUAUAUCUCGACUCAUCAUAGAUGUUGGAGGGCAGAUUCAACAACUUUCAUGGUUAAAGUCCGCCAAGCAAUGGAAUUUGUCUUGGAGUCAGCCAAGGGUUGAAUGUGACUUGUAUGCCUACUGCGGGUCAUUCGGGAGUUGCAAUUUGAAAUCCAAGCCUCUUUGUCAUUGUUUGUCAGGUUUUCAUCCAAAAUCAGAAGAAGAGUGGAAUUCGGAGGUUUACAAUGGUGGGUGCGCAAGGAAAACCAUUUUGCAGUGUGGGAAUUCUAGUCUUAUUAAUGGGAAGAGUGACCAAUUUUUGGCAAGUCCCGACAUGCUAUUGCCAACAAAUCCACAGCCAUGGGCACUAGCAAAGGAGAAAGCACAGGAAUGCGGAUCCACUUGCUUGAGUGACUGCUUAUGUACUGCUUAUGCUUAUGAUGGCACUCACUGUUCAUUUUGGCAUGGAGAUCUCCUGGAUCUUCGACAACGUGAAGAUGGUGACCCCAAUGGACAAACUCUCUAUGUCAGGCUUGCAGCGUCUGAAUUCUCAAAUUCUAAAAGUAAAGAGAGACUUAUUGUGGUAGUUGUAGGUUCAAUGGUUAUUGUAAUUGUCCUAGGCCUGCUUCUAUUAGUAAUCCUGAGGAGGACAAAGAUGAGAAAAAUAGAAAAGGUAUCAGGAAGUCCAUCCGAGAUCAAAGACAGUAUUGCAGCUGAAGGAGGACAAGACAAUCCACAACUGGUUUUUUUCAGCUUUAAAACUAUAUUAGCCGCGACAAGCAACUUUUCCGAAGCACAAAAACUAGGAGAGGGUGGGUUUGGCCCUGUUUAUAAGGGAAAUCUGCCUGGUGAUCAAGAAAUAGCCAUAAAAAGGCUUUCAAGAAAAUCAGGACAAGGGCUUGAGGAAUUCAUGAAUGAGUUGAAACUUAUUGCCAAUCUCCAACACAAGUAUCUUGUAAGACUCUUGGGUUGUUGUGUUGAAAGGGAGGAGAAGAUACUGAUAUACGAGUACAUGCCCAAUCGAAGUUUGGACAAAUUUCUUUUUGAUCCAUCUCAAAAGGCAAAACUGGUUUGGGACAAACGCCUCAACAUAGCAGAAGGCGUAGCUCAAGGACUCCUCUACAUCCAUAAGUUCUCUAGAAUGAAAGUCAUUCACAGGGACCUAAAGGCAAGCAAUAUUUUGUUGGAUGAAGCAAUGAACCCCAAAAUUUCAGACUUUGGAAUGGCAAGGAUUUUUGGCAUAAAUCAAACUGAAGCAAAUACCAAUCGUGUGAUGGGCACUUAUGGUUACAUGUCGCCUGAGUAUGCAUUUUCUGGGAAAUUUUCUGAGAAAUCAGAUGUAUUUAGCUUUGGUGUGUUCCUGUUGGAGAUAGUGAGUGGAAGGAGGAACACAAGCUUCCAUCGCAGUGGACUUUCAUUAACCCUUCUCAGUUGGGCAUGGGAACUAUGGAAAGAAGGAAACGAAGCGGAGAUAAUAGAUCCAUCCAUGAACGGUACAUGCCGUCCUGAAGAAGCUGUGAGAUUUAUCCAAGUGGGUCUGUUGUGUAUUCAAGAGGAUCCAACUGAUAGGCCAACAAUGUCUUCGGUGGUUCUCAUGUUGAGCAGUGAUACUCAGACGCUUCCGUCGCCCAAAGAACCAGCAUUUCACUCUCGCAGAACUGUUGAAAGUUCUUCUCCAAGGCCAAACUCUUGUUCCAAGAAUGAAAUGACUAUCAGCUUGCCUGAAGGUCGAUAGGGGCUCUAUCUUUUCAAUGACAUCUCUAAUAAAGAUGCAGUUGAACAGAAAUGACUUGGGAUUUUUAUUGGUAAAAUAAUAUCUGAGAGAUCCAAUCGUCAUGGAGUAAACGGACCAAU